UAAACUCAACUUGUAUUAAUUUCAACAUCGACACUUUAUUCCUGGUUCCUUGUUGCUGUACUUUAAAAAGUCAAUAUGUCGAACUCCACAUUUUACAUUUCCAAUUUAUUGGAGAAAAUGACAUCUACUGACAAAGACUUUCGGUUUAUGGCUGCCAAUGAUCUGAUGAUGGAGCUGCAGAAAGACUCGAUCAAACUGGACGAGGAGAGUGAGAGGAAAGUGGUGGCCAUGCUGCUCAAACUUCUCGAGGACAAAAACGGAGAGGUGCAGAAUCUGGCCGUCAAAUGUCUUGGUCCUCUGGUGGGGAAAGUGAAGGAGUGUCAGGUAGAGACAAUGGUGGACACUCUCUGUUCCAACAUAAAGUCCAAUAAAGAGCAACUGAGAGACAUUUCCAGCAUGGGUCUGAAGACUGUCAUCGCUGAACUGCCCCCAUCAUCUACAGGUAUGAGCUUUACAGUCAACGUCUGUAGGAAGAUCACAUCUCAGCUGAUUGGAGCCUUGGGAAUGCAAGACGAUGUGUCCAUUCAACUGGAGGCUUUGGAUAUCCUCUCCGAUAUGCUGGGCAGGUUGAGCACUGCUCUGGUGAGCUUCCACCAGUCAAUAUUGGCCAGCCUCCUCGCCCAGCUCAUGAGCCCUCGUAUGGCUGUAAGAAAACGUUCUAUCAUCGCCCUGGGUCAUUUGGUGCCCAGUUGCAGUCCCACCCUCUUCUCCCAGCUCACCGAACAACUGAUAAGCGAGCUGUCCUGCGGACCGCCCACUGCCAACAUCCGCACUUACAUCCAGUGCCUGGCCACAGUCAGUAGACGAGCUGGACACAGGAUAGGUGACCACCUGGAGAAGAUUGUUCCCAUGGUGGUGAAGUUUUGUAAUGUGGAGGACGAUGAGCUACGCGAGUUUUGCUUUCAAGCUUUUGAAGCUUUUGUUAGCAGAUGUCCAAAGGAAAUGUCCCCUCACCUCCAAACAAUUAUCAAGUUGUGCCUGAAGUACAUCUCUUACGACCCCAAUUACAACUAUGAUGCUGCAGAUGACAGUAUGGAUGUUGAAGACAGAGAGGAUGAAGAUCAGGAGUCUGAUGAUGAAUACAGUGAUGAUGAUGACAUGAGUUGGAAAGUGCGGCGUUCCUCUGUGAAAUGUCUGGAGGCAAUAAUUAACAGCCGCAGGGACCUGCUUGUGGAGCUAUAUGGAUCUGUAGGCCCAACCCUGGUGUCUCGCUUCAAAGAACGGGAGGAGAAUGUUAAGACUGACAUUUUCUCGGCUUUUGUGACAUUGCUCAGACAGACCAGGCACCCUCAUGGUCCUGCUUUUGACACGGGGGCUAAAGAGAUGUCAGCGGUCACUCUCUUGAAGAAUCAGGUACCAACAAUAGUGAAAGCCUUACAUAGACAGCUAAAGGAGAAAGGCAUUAGGUGUAGACAAGGCUGCUUCAGCCUCCUAACAGAGUUGGCCAAUGUACUACCUGGUCAACUAGGAGAGCACAUGUCUACCAUCAUUCCAGGUAUUAUUUACUCUCUAACAGACAAGUCAGCCUCUUCAAAUAUGAAGAUUGAUGCCCUUUCUUUCCUCCAUGUUCUCUUGAGUAGCCACAACCCUGAGGUCUUCCACCCACACAUCAAUGUCAUCUUGCCACCUGUCAUCCAAUGUGUCGAAGAUCCUUUCUAUAAAAUCACAUCGGAGGCUCUUCAAGUCACCCUACAGAUUGUCAAGAUCAUGCGGCCACUGGAUAAGCCUAUCUCUUUUGAUGCCAAGCCUUAUGUAAAGAAUGUAUUCUCUUGCUCCCUGAAGAGGUUGAAGGCAGCUGAUAUAGAUCAAGAGGUAAAAGAGAGGGCCAUAUUCUGCAUGGGUCACAUUUUGAGUCACCUAGGUGACCAGCUUGGAGAUGACCUACAGCCCACCUUGCAGAUAUUUCUGGAACGGCUCAAAAAUGAAAUCACAAGGCUUAUAGCUGUGAAGACUUUGACCCUCAUUGCUUCUUCGCCACUCAAAAUUGACCUAAGCCCCAUUUUAACAGAGGGGAUCCCAAUGCUCGGAUCCUUCUUGCGGAAGAAUCAGCGUGCCCUUAAGUUAAACACAAUAACAGCCCUGAAUGUGAUUGUCACGAAUUAUAGCGACAGCUUCAAGCCCCCAAUGAUAGAAUCCAUACUGAGUGAAGUACCUGCUUUGAUUCAGGAGAGUGAUAUGCAUAUCUCACAGGUAGCGAUAACACUCAUUACAUGUAUGGCCAAGGUUUGCCCAUCCUCCUUGAGCAAGACUUGGAACACAAUCUUGCCUGAAGUGCUUAACUUAGUUCAUUCUCCACUGCUACAAGGAGGUGCUCUCAAUUCAAUACUUGAGUUUUUCCAGGCCCUUGUGGGAACCAAGGCCAGCAAUAUGAGCUAUAAUGACCUCCUGAAAGCAUUGAAGGGACCUUACUACGAGGCAAAGUCUUUUGACUCCAUGUCUGUCCAUAAGCAGUCCUACUACUCGGUGGCAAAGUGUGUAGCAGCACUGUCGACAGCCUGUCCCAAAGAAGCUUCUGUAGUGGUCACCAACCUCAUUCAAGAGGUGAAGAACCCCAAAAAAUCGGAGCCGGUGAAGAUUCUGUCAUUGCUGUGCCUUGGGGAAAUUGGCCACUAUAUGAACUUUGAAAUUCAGAAGGAGCUGAAGGGAGUCAUUUUGGAGGCUUUUGGUUCCCCAAACGAGGAAGUGAAGUCUGCCGCAUCUUUUGCCUUGGGAAACAUCUGUGUUGGAAAUUUAGGGGAGUAUCUGCCGUUCAUGCUCAAGGAGAUCAGCAGCCAACCGAAGAGACAGUACCUGCUUCUACACUCCUUAAAGGAAAUGAUUAGUGCUCUAUCAGCUGAAAGUCUUAAACCUCAUGUGGAGAACAUCUGGGCUUUGCUGUUUAAGCACUGUGAAUGCGUAGAGGAGGGCACUCGUAAUAUUGUAGCCGAAUGUUUGGGGAAACUCACACUGGUCAAUCCAUCAGAGCUUCUACCAAGGCUAAAAAAACAACUGUCCACGGGGUCUCCUCUUUCACGAAGUACAGUUGUAACUGCAGUGAAGUUCACCAUUGUGGACCAUCCCAUGCCUAUAGACUCCAUCCUUAAAGGAUGUAUUGGUGACUUCCUGAAAACCCUCCAGGACCCUGACCUCAAUGUUCGGCGGGUGGCUUUGGUCAUGUUCAAUUCGGCUGCACACAAUAAACCCUCUCUGAUUCGUGGGCUUUUGACCUCACUCCUCCCACAUCUUUACAAUGAGACACAGCUCAGGAAAGACCUCGUUCGAGAGGUUGAGAUGGGCCCUUUCAAGCACACAGUAGAUGAUGGGUUGGAUGUCCGUAAAGCUGCAUUUGAAUGCAUGUACACACUAUUGGAUAGCUGCUUGGACUGUUUGGAUAUCUUUGAGUUUCUCAACCAUGUUGAGCACGGCCUGCAAGACCACUAUGACAUUAAAAUGCUGACCUUCAUUAUGCUCGCCAGACUCUCUAAACUAUGUCCAUCUGCUGUGGUACAAAGGCUCGACAGGCUAGUGGAACCACUUAAAGCUACAUGUACUACAAAGGUUAAAGCUGGCUCAGUGAAGCAGGAGUUUGAGAAACAGGAAGAGCUGAGGCGUUCUGCCAUGCGCGCUGUCGCCGCCCUGCUGUCCAUCAGUGAGGUGGAAAAGAGCCCUGCUAUGGCCGAAUUUGCCAAUCAGAUCAAAAGCAAUGCAGAAAUGGCAACCAUCUUCGAGAGCCUUCAAGGAGACCCCUUAACAGGAGCCGUGGAAUCCAUGGACACUAGUUAGGGCUCUUAACUACAGUCACCCAUUUAGUUUGGUUAUGGAAAAUGCAAUGGACCUUUUACAAUUUUGUUGUAAAAAAAUA
Myxocyprinus asiaticus (Chinese sucker) is the source of this 3841-nucleotide messenger RNA. RefSeq names its product cullin-associated NEDD8-dissociated protein 1-like. The record is from RefSeq and is a predicted model, not a curated record. Gene Ontology annotation, cellular component: nucleus. NCBI's taxonomy places the organism in Eukaryota, Metazoa, Chordata, Actinopteri, Cypriniformes, Catostomidae. Bases 76 to 3762 code for a protein of 1228 amino acids. Gene Ontology annotation, biological process: SCF complex assembly; protein ubiquitination. The transcript has 15 exons.